CAGUGCACUGGAACGGUCAUCAAUGUUUAUCAUGUCUCGCGCAUGACUCGUUGAAAUAGUCUUGAACUCGAGACGUUGAAAAGUCUUGUACUCAAGACCCAUAGAUGGAUUGUAGAUAUUCUUGCAGGAUCUCGAGAGCCUCCGUGGGUAUGAUUCUCAUCAGUCGAUAGAUUUGCAGAUGAAGGUCUUGAUUUGCAGCGCACAUCCUUGGCCGCUCCAGUUGGGUUUUCAACCCGUACAUUCCUCACUCAACCGUGUCGAGCUUCUUAGUCUGUGGGUGCCAGUUUCGGCCCGGCGUGACAAAGAACGUCGGUUAGGUUCCGUUAAUCCGUCAUUGACCUGUGUGCACAUGUCAUAGGCGAUGCUGACUGCUGGUUUUGUCGGCUCUUAUGCGCCGAUCGGGUCAUUUUACCACUGAGUCAUGCCUCGACUGAGUAAUGCGCAGAUGUUGCACAGAGCGUAUAUAACGGCGUGGUGACCUGGUGAGUACCCCCACACAGAGAACACAGUAUCAGUAUCGGAUAAUGAGCGGGUUCACUUACGCACUCUGGCUGGGUGAAGAUGGACGUUACGACCCGGAAGAAACUGAAGAAACAUGGGGUGAGUAUGGAGGCCGG
Molecule: messenger RNA, 617 nt
Organism: Mycena citricolor
Lineage: Eukaryota; Fungi; Basidiomycota; Agaricomycetes; Agaricales; Mycenaceae
Source: the annotation of a GenBank genome assembly